Messenger RNA from Nymphaea colorata (pocket water lily), 1863 nucleotides. RefSeq names its product ultraviolet-B receptor UVR8. The transcript is spliced from 15 exons. The record is from RefSeq and is a predicted model, not a curated record. Lineage: Eukaryota; Viridiplantae; Streptophyta; Magnoliopsida; Nymphaeales; Nymphaeaceae. Bases 362 to 1609 code for a protein of 415 amino acids.
AAGCUGCAAGUGUCAAACUGUCGAGCAAGGAAGGAGCUCAAAGAUCAAGACGGCACGUGAUUUCAAUGAUGUUCAAAGCUGCCAUUUCCUGAUCGGAAAAGUCUGGACGCUGAUCAAGAGUUUCUUCUCCCACUGACAGUCAGUUUUAUGACGACCAUCUCAAAAUCUUGAUGCGCUCUCUCUCUCUCUCUCUCUCUCUCUCUCUCUCUCUCGCGCGCGCGCGCGCUCAUAGGUGGGCAUGGAAGAACGCGGGAAUCGUCACCUGGAGUAGAUUGUCACUAGAAAUAUUGCACUGGCGUUUUCCAUCUGGGCGUUGUGCCGGGCGGUGGUGGCCGUAGUGGGGCUUCUGUAGAGGACAGAGAUGUACAGCAGGUGCGGGCAAUUGGUUAGCCGGCUUGUACGGGGAUCGGCAGCCACUGGCAGGAGGAGGUGGGUGUCGACGGAGUCGAAGAAGUACGUGGCGAUGUGGGGAAAUGGCGACUUCGGGAGGCUGGGACUGGGCGAUUUCUCGUCGCAGUGGAAGCCUACCGUCUGCGAGCGCCUCAAGGGGGAGAAUCUUUCUGCGGUUUCGUGCGGUGGAGCUCAUACGCUCUUCCUUACUGAAGACGGAAGAGUGUUCGCCACGGGAAUGAAUGAUUUCGGUCAAUUGGGGAUUCCCGGAAUCAUGGAUCAUACUCCGGAGCCUUGUGAAGUGGCUGGAUUUGGCGAGAAAGUUGUUAAGAUAUCGGCAGGCUAUCGCCAUUCUGCUGCAAUCACAGAUGAUGGAGCACUCUACAUGUGGGGGGAUAACUCAAGUGGCCAGCUUGGCCUUGGAAAAAAGGCAAAGAACAUAGUUGCGAUUCCAAGCAUAGUUGACAGCCUUAAUGGGUUCCAUAUGGAAAUGGUGGCUUUGGGGUCAGAGCACUCAGUAGCCAUUACAGAAAAUGGUGAUAUGUUGAGUUGGGGAGCAGGGGGUUCUGGACAGCUCGGUCAUGGUCAUCAUCCCAGCAUCUUAAGUUUUCUAAAAAGUUCAAGAGAAUAUACACCCAGGCUUGUAAGAACACUUGAAGGAGUGAAGGUCAGGAAAAUUGCUGCAGGAUUGCUACAUUCUGCCUGUAUAGAUGAAAAUGGCUCUGUUUUCUUGUUUGGCCAAAGAACAACAGAUAAACUGGGUUUUGCAGAAGCAAAUAUUGUAUCAUCACCAUCUGCUAUCAAACUUCCUUCUUCUCAACAAGUUUCAUGUGGUGCAUAUCACACGUGCGUUGUAACAAGAGGUGGUGAGCUGUACACAUGGGGCACAAACGAAAAUGGUUGCCUUGGCCUUGGUUACAAAAACCUUGCUCGAGUGCCUGAGAGAGUGGAAGGGAAAUUACUGCAGCAUGCUGUAUCUGAAGUUUCUUGUGGUUGGAAGCAUGCAGCCGCAAUUUGUGAUGGUAACAUCUUCACGUGGGGCUGGGGAGGUUCGUAUGGUACAUUUUCAGAGGAUGCUCAUUCAUCUGGAGGGCAACUGGGACAUGGGACUGACUUUGAUUACUUUGAACCCACGAUGGUAAACUUUGGCCAGAGUGUCAAUGUACUACACGUUUCAUCUGGGUUCAACCACACUGGUGCCAUAUUCAUCUACUCAUAGCGUUCAGCCUGCCUUCCGUUUCUCAUAGGGGAAGAAAGUUGUGGUUCUACACGUUGUCUAAUAAAUUAUUUCAUCCAUGCAUAUGUGGUCCUCUUGUGAAAUUUCUCUUGUAUAUCAACAAGUUCAUCACCAAAAGUAUGAUUCAUGUAUUCCUUGAAAGUUGGCCGGAUGAAGCAUAUGUAUAUUACUUUAAAUUUGAUCUCACAUUGAUUUACUUUGUGAAUUCCUAAUAAAAGCCAAAAUUUGCCACUCAA